GCAUAAGUUCUAAUUGUAGAUGUCACAUUAGAGCGUUUUGUCGGGACCGGUGGAUUCCUGCCGCUGACCGACCGCAACAUGUUGCGGUCGGGCGGGAAACAAAUCGGCAGGACGUGUCAUCAAAACAUAUUGUUUUAUAUUGUGUAUGCCACACUGUGCGUUUUGGCCGCUGCGUUUUUUUGAUUAUUUUAAUUUUAUAUAUUUUUAAAAUAUUUACAUAAAUAUUUAAAAAAAAAAAUGGUUUUUGAUACCGAUAAAUUUAUUUCGUGUAUUCAAAGUAACCCAUCUAUUUGGGAAAUGGGUACUAAAGAAUACAUGGAUAAAUUCAUUAAAGAAAAAAGUUGGCUCAGUAUUGGGGAAAGCAUGUAUCCAGAUUGGACAGAAAAAACAGAACCUGAAAAAAAAAUACAGUUAAAGAAAUGAAAACUAAAUGGCGGCAUAUUCGUGAUCACUACUCAAAGUUCUUAAACCAGACGAAAAGUGGCGAUAGCGCGAAAAAAAGAAAAUAUGUGUACGCAGAAUCCCUCUCAUUUUUGCAGCAUACAAUUGAAAAAAGAAGAACGACGGGUAAUUUUACGGAAGAUCCAGAAGAAAACGAAGAAGGGGACCUCAAUGUUGAAUCAGAUGAACUUGAAGGGGAUGAGGUGAUUAUGUCGACUUUAAAUUACCCAAAACAGAAUUAUUCUAAAAACUCAACAAAGUCAAAAACAAGAAACCAAAUGACGCCAUUUCAAAGAGCACUUUUAAAUUCGUUAUCCGCUUCCGCUUCUGAAGAAGAAAAUGUUAGUUCUGAUCCAGAUAAAGCUUUUUUAUUCUCUUUAUUACCUGAUUAUAAAAAAUUAAAUUGUGACCAAAAAAUGGAUUUUCGAUUGCUAACAUUACAGUUUUUUAAAAAUAUUUCGACACAAAACAAAGAAACUCAACCUACAGUUUUCCAAUACAAUCAAACUCCAUCAAAUUUACAUCAAAGUACUCCACCCUCAUUUCAAAAUCAAUCAUUUUCAUAUUCACCAUUUAAUCUUGGUUACCCCGAUAAUCAACCUCUUGUCCCUCCAAUUUCUCUAUCACAGUACGAAACUAAUUUCAAUCCACAUCCACCACAUUCCGUAAUUAAUAAUCCGUAUACAUCUUCUUCCUAUCCAAUGACUUCUGAGCAAUCCGAACGCAUUCAAAAUAAAGAACACUUAUAAUAUAAAUAAUAUAAUAUUUGUAUAUUUUUAACAUUCGCAUUUUUAAAAAAAAAUAUUUUAUUAUUU
Molecule: messenger RNA, 1256 nt
Organism: Aphis gossypii (cotton aphid)
Lineage: Eukaryota; Metazoa; Arthropoda; Insecta; Hemiptera; Aphididae
Exons: 3
Coding region: 420-1190 (256 amino acids)
Molecular function (GO): DNA binding
Source: RefSeq, a predicted model, not a curated record